Molecule: messenger RNA, 2738 nt
Organism: Populus nigra (black poplar)
Lineage: Eukaryota; Viridiplantae; Streptophyta; Magnoliopsida; Malpighiales; Salicaceae
Product: pollen receptor-like kinase 3
Exons: 2
Coding region: 354-2246 (630 amino acids)
Biological process (GO): protein phosphorylation
Molecular function (GO): protein binding; ATP binding; protein kinase activity
Source: RefSeq, a predicted model, not a curated record
GUGAUGCUAAAUCAAUGGUACAAGGUCUUGAUAAAUUUGGCAGCUCAUCAAGUAAUUGACAGGGUCAACGAUUGUUGCAGAUCUCUCUCGAUACCAUGAAUCAUUUCUCCUCUAUAAGACGGCUGUACCUCUUUAAUUUGGAAUUCUAUUCUUAGAAUCUAAAUAACAAUACUUGCUAGCCUAAUCAACAAUUCCCUCAAAGCCACACAGAAAAGUCAACAUGACACACCCUCUCAAACCCAAGCUAAACAAAAGGAAAACAAUAAGCGACCAAAGAGAUCUAGAGACCCACGAAAUCCUUCCGCACAGUGGCAGGUUUCUAUCCGGGAUUUUCUGACAUUUCCGGCUUGGCAAUGGCUGCUGUUCGUAUUCGUACCGUCUUCGUGCUUUCCCUUCUCACCUUCUCCUUCUCCCUCUCCAAACUUGCAUUUUCCUUGACAGAAAACGAGGCUCUCCUCAAGGUCAAGAGCUCUUUCACCAACGCUGAGGCAUUGGAUGAUUGGGAUUCACGCUCCUCUCCUUGUGUUAAGAGGUGGGCUGGUAUCAUUUGUUUUGGUGGUCUCAUCACAGGUCUCCAUCUCUCAGACUUUGGUCUGUCAGGAACAAUUGAUAUUGAGGCAUUGCAACAACUCCGUGCUCUUCGAACCCUCAGUUUAAAGAACAACUCUUUCUCCGGUCAAAUCCCAGCGUUCAAUAAAUUGGGUGCACUGAAAUUACUCUUGUUGUCUCACAACAAGUUUUCAGGCCAAAUACCAAAUGAUUUCUUUUCCUCCAUGGCAUCUUUAAAGAAAGUUUGGCUGUCUAAUAAUGAUUUCACAGGGAAUAUACCUGUUUCAUUAAUGAGUUUACCGCAUCUAUUGGAACUGCAUCUCGAAGGCAACCAAUUCUCUGGACAUAUCCCACCGUUGAAAAAACCCACGACGGUAACUUCCCUGGACCUUUCACACAACAAACUUGAAGGAGAGAUCCCCGACAGCUUUUCCAAAUUCAGUAACGAAUCAUUUCUAGGAAAUGACAGACUCUGUGGGAAACAACUUGACAGGGAUUGCUCCUUAAUGGUUGCAGAAUCUUUGCCUCAACCUGCUGUUGAAGAAAAAAAAGAAAGCGCAAAUUCAGACGGUCAUACCAAAUUGGCAAUUGGAAUCGGAGUUCUAGUAGUGAUGGGUAUUUUAAUUAUCGCUGCCUUUACUGGGAGGAAGAAGGAUAAAGACGAUGAUUUCAGUAUUUUGGAGAAAGAAACACCCGCUGAGAUGAUUCCUGUGCGCGUACGCUCAAUUAAGAAGCCAGCUGAAGGGAGUACUCGGAGAGGCUUUGACUCUUCCCGGAAGGGUUCCUCUCACGGAAGCAAGAAUGGUAUGGGUGAUCUGAUCAUGAUUAACGAUGAAAAGGGUGCAUUUGGAUUGCCUGAUUUGAUGAAGGCAGCAGCAGAAGUGUUGGGAAAUGGUGGGUUGGGGUCUGCAUACAAGGCUGUCAUGACAAAUGGAUUGUCAGUGGUGGUGAAGAGGAUGAGGGAGAUGAAUAAGUUAGGGAGAGAUGGGUUUGAUGUUGAGAUGAGACGGUUUGGAAGGAUAAAGCACAAAAAUAUUUUGGCACCAUUGGCAUACCAUUACAGGAAGGAGGAGAAGCUGUUGGUAUCAGAGUAUGUGCCCAAGGGCAGCUUGUUGUAUGUCUUGCAUGGUGACCGUGGAACAUGUCAUGCCGACCUCAAUUGGCCCACACGUCUGAAGAUAAUCAAGGGAAUCUCAAGUGCAUUAGGUUUUCUCCAUUCAGAGUAUGCAACCUAUGACCUUCCACAUGGAAAUCUCAAGUCCAGCAAUGUUCUUUUAAGUGAAAACUACGAGCCGCUAAUCAUUGACUAUGCCCUGGACCCGCUAACCAAUCCCAACCAUGCUGCACAAGCGAUGUUUGCUUACAAGUCCCCGGAAUAUAUCCAACACCAGCAAAUUUCUCCGAAGUCUGAUGUCUAUUGUCUAGGUAUCAUAAUUCUUGAAAUCAUUACAGGGAAGUUCCCUUCUCAGUAUCUUACCAAUGGCAAGGGAGGGACUGAUGUGGUCCAAUGGGUCGUACAAGCAAGUUCUGAACAGAGAGAGCAGGACUUGAUCGAUCCUGAGAUUGCGAACAACACUAGUUCAAUUGACCAAAUGGUGCAGUUACUCCGAAUUGGGGCAACUUGCAUCGAAAGUAGUCCAGUGCAGCGGUUAGACACGAGGGAAGCAAUUAGGAGAAUAGAACAAAUACUAGUCUGAGACAUUGCUUUAGGCCAAAGAAGAAGUCCUAGGAGAGGUUGCCGGCGUCCGAGUCGAUGCUUCGUUUUAUGCUCGAACACAGCAACCAUGCACGCUUUAAAAGUCAUGAUGGUAAUGAAAAUGGUAAUAGCCUUUGCUCUUAUCACUCGUGCUGGGAUUCUCUUAAAAGGGGAUACGAUAUACCUUUGCUAGCCAUUCCACCAAAUGAAAGCUCUUGCGGAGAACACCUCAUAUUUGGGCAAAGCCUUGUGGCAUGGCAGCCACCAUCUCAGAAAGGUAUACUGAGUUCCUUCUUCACAAGGACGGGUGACAGACUUUCUAGGAGGUCGAAAUUUGUAGUAAAAAUUGUGUUCUCUAUCAUGUACAUUUCUGUUGGUUUUUUAGGCAGUUUUCCUGCGAUGUUAAUAUCAUGUUUUUUCUUCUUAAUCUCAUGUCUCGUGUAGGAUUGACAAUGCACGGCAAUAUCUGCAAGAAUUUCUUUCUGUUCACCAA